AUGGCUGCCCUGAGCGAAGAAGCGUAUGAGGAAGAGCAUGUUCAUCGUGUGUACGACCAAAUCGCAAAUCACUUUUCCGCAACCCGAUACAAGCCCUGGCCUGUUGUAGACAGAUACCUCUCUUCGCUGUCUCCCGGUUCCGUUGGUGUCGAUGUUGGAUGUGGAAAUGGCAAGUACUUGGGUUUAAAUUCGAAUGCAUACUUGAUUGGAAACGAUCGCUGCUCCAACCUCGUCCGUAUCGCCAGCAACCGUGGACCUGCUCUUGUUGCAGACGGUCUAGCGGCUCCUCACCCGACUGGACGUUUUGACUUCGCCAUCAGCAUCGCAGUGAUCCAUCAUUUCAGCACACCUGAGCGUCGCAGGGAGGGAAUUGCCGAGGUGCUCCGUGUUCUCCGUCCCCAAGGCACAGCCUUGUUCUUUGUUUGGGCCCUGGAACAACAGAAUUCACGCCGGGGAUGGAAGGAAGGAGACAGUCAGGACGUUUAUGUUCCAUGGGUCUUGGGCGACCGGUACCAGGGAGGGAAGAAGAAGGAUAAAAAGGAGAAGGGGGAGUCCUCAACGGGAUCACCAGCAGCAUCUUCAGUUGCAACUGAAGCUGCUGAUGCCUCUGAGCUGGUCUCUGCCGCCUCCUCGAAACCCGAGCCUGUUGUCUAUCAACGCUACUACCAUCUCUUCAAGAAGGGAGAACUAGAGGAAUGCAUUCAGAGUGUUGGAGGCACUGUGAUGAAAGCGGCUAUGACCGGGAUAACUGGUGGGCGAUUGCUCAACGGUAGCGCUACGUCUAAUGCACGUCCUCUCCACGGCCAUUGA
This is a messenger RNA of Schizosaccharomyces japonicus yFS275, 810 nucleotides long. RefSeq names its product tRNA methyltransferase Trm9. The record is from RefSeq and is a predicted model, not a curated record. Gene Ontology annotation, biological process: tRNA modification. The coding region runs from base 1 to 810 and encodes 269 amino acids. Lineage: Eukaryota; Fungi; Ascomycota; Schizosaccharomycetes; Schizosaccharomycetales; Schizosaccharomycetaceae. Gene Ontology annotation, molecular function: tRNA methyltransferase activity; S-adenosylmethionine-dependent methyltransferase activity. The transcript has a single exon.